This is a messenger RNA of Armigeres subalbatus, 10799 nucleotides long. RefSeq names its product E3 ubiquitin-protein ligase Ufd4 (gene Ufd4). The transcript is spliced from 12 exons. Gene Ontology annotation, cellular component: nuclear speck. Gene Ontology annotation, molecular function: ubiquitin protein ligase activity; metal ion binding; protein binding. Gene Ontology annotation, biological process: anatomical structure development; proteasome-mediated ubiquitin-dependent protein catabolic process; protein K63-linked ubiquitination. The record is from RefSeq and is a predicted model, not a curated record. Lineage: Eukaryota; Metazoa; Arthropoda; Insecta; Diptera; Culicidae. The coding region runs from base 1012 to 9852 and encodes 2946 amino acids.
GGUUCAGUUUGUGAGUGGAUUUCGUUCGGUUCGGUCGUGUUCUGUCUGUGCGGUGCGUCGUAUCCAAACAGCUAGUGUGGUGUUGUCUCUUUCUGGCUAACGGGCGACAGUGCAGUGCAGGGGGCAGGAAAAUAUUUUCAAAUCAGUGACUGGGCGAAAAAGAAGAAAAUCUUGCAUAAGUUUCUACGGCUCUGGAAAGCCCGUUCUCCGGGUGGAUUUCAUAUCGAUUGCAAAGGAUUGUGUGCGAAGAGUCAGCGAACAUCAAAAUUGUUGACGAUUGAGAAAUCGCUUCAAAUUAGUGAGUUGAGAUUCAUCCAGUUUUGAUUCCAGAAAUCGACCGCAAGUUGAAUCAUUCUACCAUUCUGGAUUAAGUGUAGUGUGGGAGGAGGCAGCGCGGGAGAUAUAAUGAAGUAAGCCCGUGAGUAAUUGCUACCACCUUCGAAACAAGUUUUUCGACGAAAAGUGAAGAGAAGAAUAGUCGAUUCGUGCGAAUCGGAGUCAGUGCAGAUGCUUAGUGAAUAUUGUACGUGCUCUCAUUCAUGUUUCGAACUUUCUCCUCGUUAAUCGACGAAGUAAGAAACAGCGAAUAUAGGCCUAGAGGAAGUGAGCGAGCAGAAAUAAUAAUAAAUCGUUUCACUCUUACGGGAAACAAUUAUCCUAUCAAGCAACGGUUGUCUUGUGCGCGCGUGAGUUGGGUGUCUGUCGUGUACCCGCCUCAUUCGACAGAGGUCACUGAAAGCCGAAGAUAGUGGACAACCGAGUGAAAAGUGAAGUAAAAAAAUAAACCCCCUAUUCAGUUACAUGCAGGCAAUUUCAUGAUUUUUAAUCUGCAAGUGAGGAAACUUCAGCUACUGUACCGUCACCGUCGUCCGUGAGCACCCAAAUAGACAGGCGGGCUUUCCACGGUUUCUCGCAGAUCGAGACAAGCUGGAAGCUGUACAGCCGAACGAACACCACAAAAACGGCACAUCACAGCGGAGCAAGCGUACUCCGCACCCAGCCUAAGGCAAGAUGGGUGACGUUGAUCCAGAAACGCUACUAGAAUGGCUCUCGAUGGGUCAGGGAGACGAACGGGACAUGCAGCUGAUUGCCCUGGAGCAGUUAUGUAUGCUUCUGCUGAUGUCCGACAACGUCGAUCGUUGCUUCGAAAGUUGUCCCCCACGAACGUUCCUACCAGCGCUAUGUAAAAUAUUUUUAGACGAGCUGGCACCAGAGAACGUACUGGAAGUGACAGCACGUGCCAUCACCUACUAUCUGGAUGUUUCAUCCGAGUGCACACGUCGCAUCGUGGCGAUUGAUGGUGCUAUCAAAGCCAUCUGCAACCGUUUGGUGGUGGCAGACCUCGAAAGCAGAACUAGUCGUGAUCUAGCGGAACAGUGUAUCAAAGUGCUCGAACUGAUUUGCACUCGAGAAGCUGGGGCAGUGUUUGAGGGAGGUGGACUGAAUUGCGUGCUCUCAUUUAUCCGGGACAAUGGAUCCCAAAUCCACAAAGACACACUUCAUUCGGCAAUGGCCGUCGUGUCCAGGCUGUGUACCAAGGUCGAACCACAAGGUGCUAACGUACAAACAUGCGUAGAAAGUCUCAGCACGUUGCUUCAGCACGAAGAUCCACUCGUUGCCGAUGGGGCACUCAAAUGUUUCGCUUCUGUAGCGGAUCGGUUUACCAGAAAAGGUGUUGAUCCAGCACCUCUUGCGGAGUAUGGUCUAGUGAAUGAACUGCUCAACCGGCUGAGUAAUGCAGCGGGACCACAAACGGCAGCCUUGGCAGCCGCUACUUCCAAUGCAGCUCCAACAACGCAGCCAAAUAGUCAAGAGGCUGGUGCCACAGUGCAGUUGUCAUCCUCGGCACCCAAAACGCAAGGGGCAGCCGAAGCAGGGCGAUCAAGUCAAUCGAUCGCCACGACCAUAUCACUGUUAUCUACUUUGUGCCGAGGGUCACCAUCGAUCACGCAUGAUCUUCUCCGCUCAAACUUACCAGACGCUAUGGAACGAGCCUUCAAAGGUGACGAACGAUGUGUUCUCGACUGUAUGAGGCUUGCCGAUCUCAUCCUGCUGCUGUUAUUUGAAGGUCGGCAGGCUCUUGGCAGGGUAGGCGGAACUAGUGGUCAACUAGCUCCCCGAGUGCGAAGAGCCGAUUCUAGUACUGAGCGAACACAUCGACAGUUGAUCGAUUGCAUACGCAGUAAGGACACCGAAGCCCUUAUCGAAGCUAUCGAAUCGGGUGGAAUCGAUGUCAACUGUAUGGACGAUGUCGGUCAAACGUUACUUAAUUGGGCUUCGGCCUUCGGUACAUUAGAAAUGGUAGAGUUUUUAUGUGAUAAAGGUGCUGACGUCAACAAAGGUCAGCGAAGUUCCUCUCUGCAUUAUGCGGCUUGCUUCGGCCGACCGGGCAUUGCAAAAGUGCUGCUCAAGCACGGUGCUAAUCCGGACCUACGGGACGAGGACGGCAAAACUCCUCUGGAUAAGGCUCGCGAAAGGCCGGAUGAGGGUCACCGUGAAGUGGCCUCCAUCCUUCAGUCGCCCGGAGAAUGGAUGACGGCAGCGACAAGAUCCGACCUGAAAACCGAUCCGGAGGAUGGCGAUAGUGAACCCCGAGGGGAUCCGGAAAUGGCACCCGUCUAUCUUAAGUUCUUUCUACCGAUUUUCUGUAAGACGUUCCAAAGCACAAUGCUGACCAGUGUCCGACGGUCUAGCUUAGGUCUGAUAAAGAAAAUGAUUCAAUACGUUCAACCAGAAAUGCUGUCAAGGCUGUGUUCUUCGGAAGGACUUCUAAGCCAUGAGCAAAGCCUUGGUACAUUGCUAGUCGAAGUCGUCGCCAGUGUGCUGGAUAAUGAGAUAAGCUACAGCUGGCCGUCACAACAAACAACACCGUCUCAACUGCCCUUAACCGUUUCCUCCUCUUCUGCCAAUACUACCAGUAGCAAUAGUAUCUUAGUCAAAUAUAGUUGCGCUGACCGAGUGAGCAAGUAUGUCCAGAAUUUAAGACUGCAGCAGCAGUUGCCAUCGCGGCAGCGUCGUAACUCUAGUUCUUACAUAAUUCCACCGCCGCCACCAAUGCUUCCGUUGACCUCAUCCCCGUUACCGGCAGGGUUCGGCGAGAAUCUGCAUCCUCCAGACGGCAACGACAAAAGCAAUAACAACAGCAACAACAACAACAAACGCUGUUGUCGAAGCAAUUGGUCCGAUCUUAGCAUUGCGGACGACGAAGAUGGCCAUCUUGUGGUGCUCACAAUUAUCGAAGAACUCAUGUCCAAAACACAAAACGAUUUCCUCGACCACUUUGCACGGCUCGGAGUGUUCUCCAAGGUGCAGUCUCUGAUGGGAGAGAAUGGUUUCAGUGUCGACGGAGACAACAACGACGUGAUCAAAUCACAGGAUGAGUCGAAAACAUCCACUCAAGAAACUGCUGCCGCCGGUUCUACCACGGCAAGUUCCACCACUGGAACAGCCGCGCCGAAUGCAGUGGAAGACGCCAAAGAAAUUCUCCCCGGGAAGGCGUAUCACUGGAGGGACUGGAGUAUUUGCCGAGGUCGGGAUUGUCUGUACGUUUGGUCAGAUUCGGCAGCACUGGAGCUAUCGAAUGGAUCCAAUGGAUGGUUCCGUUUCAUCCUGGACGGAAAAUUAGCAACCAUGUACUCCAGUGGUAGCCCUGAGAAUGGCAGCGAUAGUUCAGGCAAGGGAAGGACAGCGGAUUCCUUAGCCGGCGAAGAAAAUCGCGGGGAGUUUCUGGAAAAAUUGCAACGAGCCCGCGGAGCGGUGCGGCAGGGAACACCAUCCCAGCCGAUCCUGUCGUCGCCAAGUCUGUCGCGAAUAGUGGUCGGUAACUGGGUACUGCAGAGCCAGAAGGAACAUCAGCUACAUAUCAACAACUCCGAGGGCCACCAGGUGACGAUUCUGCAGGACGAGCUGCCGGGAUUCAUUUUCGAGAGCAACCGUGGCACCAAGCAUACCUUUACGGCGGAGACCCCACUCGGACCAGACUUUGCCGCCGGGUGGAUCAACACCAAGAAGAAGAAAAUGCGUUCAAAGGCGGAGGCGCAGAAAUAUCAGGUCAAAAACAUCGCCCGAGAUCUCUACAAUCGGUACUUCAAAGCAGCGCAAGCCGUUCCUCGAGGUGCCGUUGCCAAGCUGUGCAACAUCGUUCGACAGAUUGAGUGCGCACUGGAGGAACAAUGUGCGCCGAAAGUUAUCAGUCAGCUGCAGGUGCGAAAUCAACCAUCGCAUCCGGAAGGCGGCGGUUUCAAAGGAAAUGGUACAUGGCAAGAUAAGUUGUACAACGCCCUGAACGAUCUGGUGCAGUUGUUGAACGAUGAUGGUGUCAUUAGCGCUUUCGAGAUGCACAGUUCCGGACUUGUGCAGGCUUUGGUGGCUGUGCUGUCGAGGAACUUUUGGGAACUCGAGAUGAACAGAAGCAAGGCGAAUAAAUAUCAGAAACAGCGGAUAUCAAUAUUCAAAAAAUGUAUGUACGGCGAUACCAAAAAUGGGAAGAACACCGCCAGUAUCUUGGUGCAGAAGUUGGUGUCCGUGCUGGAGAGCAUCGAGAAGCUGCCUGUGCACAUGUACGACUCGCCAGGUGGCAGCUAUGGGCUACAGAUUCUCACGAAACGGUUAAGCUUCCGUCUUGAGCGGGCUGCUUGUGAGCAAACUCUUUUCGAUAGAACCGGUAGGAAUUUGAAAAUGGAGCCGUUGGCAACGGUUGGUCAGUUGAACAAAUAUCUACUGAAGAUGGUGGCCAAGCAGUGGUACGAUAUGGAUCGAUCAUCUUUCCUGUAUUUGAAGAAACUGAAAGAUGCAAAGCCAGGAAGUGUGCAGUUCAAACACCAGCAUGAUUUCGAUGAGAACGGAAUUGUUUACUACAUCGGAACCAACGGGAAGUCCACAGAGUGGGUUAAUCCCGCUCAAUACGGAUUGGUCACCGUGACAAGCAGCGAAGGUAAGCAACUUCCUUACGGAAAACUGGAAGAUAUCCUCUCCAGGGACAGUGUCAGCGUAAAUUGCCACACUAAAGAUAACAAGAAAUCAUGGUUCGCGAUCGAUCUGGGAAUGUACGUCAUUCCAACUGCUUACACUUUGCGACACGCCCGAGGUUAUGGACGCUCAGCACUGAGAAAUUGGAUGUUCCAAAUGUCCAAAGAUGGCGUAAGCUGGGUUACAAUGAUGACCCAUUCGGACGACAAAAGUUUAGCAGAGCCCGGAAGUACAUGUACUUGGCCGAUCGAAUGUUCCGCAGAGGAACAACAAGGGUGGCGUCAUGUGAGAAUUCAUCAGAAUGGAAGGAAUGCUUCCGGACAAACUCACUAUUUGAGCUUGAGUGGAUUCGAGAUUUACGGUAAGGUGACCUCCGUUUGUGACGAUAUGGGAAAAGCUGCUGCUAAGGAGAAUGAAGCGCGUCUUAGGAGAGAACGCCGGCAAAUUCGAGCACAGUUGAAAUGCAUAACACAAGGGGCUCGUGUUGUUCGGGGCGUUGAUUGGCAUUGGGAUGAUCAAGAUGGAAGUCCGCCCGGUGAAGGAACUGUCACCGGUGAGAUUCACAACGGCUGGAUUGAUGUAAAAUGGGACCAUGGAUUGCGAAAUUCUUAUCGCAUGGGCGCCGAAGGCAAGUACGAUCUGAAGUUGUCCAACAGUGACAAUCUCACUGCACCGUAUGAUAUGAAUAAUUCCGGCGCAGGACUUGUUUCAAUUAGCACUGCAAAUGCUAAUUCCGCAAAGAAAGUUUACGACAAAUCAUUGAAUGUUCUCACUAGUCGCAAGUCGAGUUCCACUCCUAGCCUUCCGGAGGCAACCGAAAAUAAGUCAUCAGUCGCCUCGACUGAACAAGCUACUUCCGUGGAUAAUCUCGCUUGGAAGCAGGCAGUUGAAGUAAUUGCCGAAAAUGUGAUGUCCUGCGCACGAUCUGAUUUGGCUAACACAAGUGGUGGAAGCAGCAGCAAUGACUUGUCCGCUCCUGGCACCAAUAACAAUAAUUUAAACAACCAUGAGGUUUCUGUAAUUGUUCACUCACUUGGUGAACGUGGAAAUAUCCCAGAUUUAUCUCAAAUCAAUACGAGCACUUCGACUCUAGUCUCAGAUCUGGCCACAAUUACCGAGAACCUUACCCUCUCAGAUAAUAUUAAAAACAAUAUCAGUACCGGUGGUGGAACUCAGUUCGUAAGCAACUUUGGUACUCAACUACCAGCCAGCUCAUCGUCAUCUUCGUCCGAAGAGAACAACAAAACAAACAACAUCAACGAAACCAAUAACAAGAUCAAUCUGAACAACAGCAGUAGUAGCAGCUCUGGUAAAACGGCCUACCUGCCUACUAAACUUGAUGUCCUGGAUAAAAUGAGAGAAGGCGUUGAUAUGCUUCGCAACAAUACCAACAAUCUGCUCUCCUCAGAACUGCUCGCCCAAUCCAACUUGCUUUCGUCCGUUAAAAUAGCCCUCCCGGCGCCUCAACAGCCGCAGCAAACAGGAGGAGCACCCACGGGAACAUUCUUCGUGGCCAGUACCAGUACUAGCAGCACCAGCACUCUUCCAUCCAGCGAUAAAAUCGUAGGAGAUGUUAAAUUUAACAACACCAUCAACAACAACAGCGCGUCAGGCGGUGUUACGAAAAAGGUACUAAAUGAAGUCAAACAACAGGAAUCGGACGAUCGCGACAUUGCCAACAACCUGAAAAACAACAUUGUCCUCGAGUCGGACAGCACAGCUGGCAGUUCGAAAGAGCUAUCCGUUCCCAAUCCUGAGUCUCCGUCGGCGGCAAUCACCGUCAAUCCAAUGAGCGUAAGCGUUCCGAAUCUUACCAGCAAUGAAAACAAUGCUCCCCAAGAAGUGCAAACUCCUCCAGGAUUGCUGGAAACGUUCGCGGCCAUAGCCCGACGACGGACCUCCGGCAGCUCUGCUGGCUCUCAUCAUUUGCAGUCUAACUCAAACGCAUCGACCACAUCAUCCGGCACCAGUGGAACGAACAACGCUCAGCCCAACAACCAGCUCAGCAGUCUCGGAUCAAACAUCCAAGCUGCCAACUCGAGCUUCUUCCCGAGGGGACAAAAUUCCGUCACUAGUCUAGUCAAAUUGGCCCUAUCGAGUAACUUCCAUAGUGGAUUGUUAAGCACCGCACAAAGUUAUCCUAGUCUGUCGAGUUCUUCGAACAAUACAAAUUCCUCUAACGGAGGAACGAAUAAUAACACCGUUGGUGGAAUCGGAUCCAACAGUGGAUCCGGUCAAGGGGGAAAUGUCCAAGCCGUGCUGAAUCCAGCCCUGACGAUGAGUCUCACCUCAACCAGCAGUGAUAGCGAACAGGUUUCCUUGGAGGAUUUCCUGGAACAGUGCCGUGCUCCUACACUACUAGGAGAUCUGGAUGACGAUGAAGACAUGGAAGAUGAGAACGAUGACGAUGAAAACGAGGACGAAUACGAAGAAGUCGGAAAUACCCUUCUUCAAGUGAUGGUGUCUCGCAAUUUGCUAUCGUUCAUGGAUGAGGAAACUUUGGAAAAUCGGUUGGCAGCUGCUGGCAAACGUAAAUCGUGGGAUGACGAAUUCGUUCUUAAACGCCAAUUUUCUGCACUCAUUCCGGCAUUUGAUCCACGCCCUGGUAGAACCAAUGUCAACCAAACCAGUGACCUGGAAAUCCCUGCUCCUGGUAAUUCUACUGAUAGUGGCCAUUCCAGCGGUAAUCAUUCGGAACACGCUCCUUUGCCCCAGCCGUCUCUUGCUCUUCUUCUGCGUGGUCCCAACAUCAAUGGAGUAAGCGAUGUUGAAAUUCCAUUGUCACAGCCUGAUUGGACCAUAUUCCGAGCAGUUCAGGAACUGAUCCUCCAAACCAAUAUGACGAAGCAGGACAAGUUCCGUAAAAUUUGGCAACCAACGUACACCAUUGUCUACAGGGAAGCCACUUCAUCGUCCGGAGUAGGAUCCUGCCGAGGAGAGGACUUCAGCAGCGGAGAAGAAGGACGAGCCACUCCUGUGGUUUCCAUGUUUUCUCAGCGCAGCGGAGGCUCUACUCUUUCGCCUAGUUCUCCCAUUCCCGGAACACCAUCCAAUCCGGCAGCCUCAGCUCAUUGCACUGUCGACGACGUCCUUCAGCUUCUCGGUCAACUGAAUGCGAUCAACCGUACCUUGGCAUCAUCUCCAUCCAACAACGACAAGAACCUCAUUCCGGACAUGGAAUCUAACAAUCUCAAUCCGGAUAUAUUCUUGAGCAAAAAAAUUACCAACAAACUGCAGCAGCAAAUACAAGACCCACUGGUACUAGCGAGUGGCAGUCUACCGAAAUGGUGCGAAGACUUCAACCAAAACUGCCCAUUCCUGUUCCCGUUCGAAACCAGACAGCUGUACUUCAGCUGCACCGCGUUCGGCGCCUCCAGGAGCAUUGUCUGGCUACAGUCGCAGCGCGAUGUGAACCUUGAACGCCAACGAGCGCCGGGAUUGAGUCCCCGGCAUGCCGAUCAGCACGAGUUCCGCGUGGGAAGGUUGAAGCACGAGCGCGUCAAAGUUCCCCGCGGGGAAAAUUUACUCGAAUGGGCACAACAGGUCAUGAAGGUUCAUUGUAAUCGAAAGUCGGUUCUUGAGGUGGAGUUCGUUGGAGAAGAAGGCACCGGACUUGGACCGACGCUUGAAUUCUACGCUCUGGUAGCGGCCGAACUGCAAAGAAGUGAUCUGGGUAUGUGGCUGUGCGACGAUGAACCCAAGCUGAUCGAGGAUGAAAUCGAUCUAGGAGAGGGCAGCAAACCUAUCGGCUACUACGUUCGGCGCUCAACCGGGCUAUUCCCGGCCCCAUUGCCUCAGGAAUCGGAAAUUUGCGACUUUGUGUCGAACUACUUCUGGUUCUUGGGAGUAUUCUUGGCGAAAGUGCUGCAGGAUGGUCGUCUAGUAGAUUUGCCAUUAUCGAAUAGCUUCUUGCAAUUGCUGUGCAACAACAAAUCUCUUGCCAGGGAUUCGCUAAGUGAGCUUUCUUCCAAGUCUGCCUUGCAUGAUGAUGUGAUGAUUUCCUCGUUGAUGUCUGAGGAAAGUGAUCGGGAUCUGGUGGAUUCCUAUCAGUCCAAGCUGAUGAACGAUGGCUGCUGGUACGAUGGAAUUCUAUCCCAGGAGAACCUUCAGGAAAUCGAUCCAAUUCGGUAUGAAUUUUUGAAGGAGCUGCAAGAGUUGGUGCAGCAGAAGCAAAACAUCGAACAGAAUGAUGAUCUCACCUCCGAGGAGAAACUACUGCAGAUAAGCGAGCUUAAGUUCAACACCAAAACUGGCAGCGUUACUUUGGAGGACCUCGCUCUCACGUUCACCUAUCUACCGAGUUCGAAGAAUUACGGCUACCAGUCGGCAGAUCUGAUCCCGAACGGUGCAAACAUCGACGUGACGAUCAACAAUGUCGAGGAGUACUGCAAUUUGACCAUUAACUUCUGUCUACAAGAAGGCAUUGCGAAGCAACUUACUGCGUUCCAUCGCGGGUUCUGUGAAGUAUUCCCACUGAACAAACUGGCCGCAUUCACUUCGGAAGAAAUUCGCAAGAUGUUGUGCGGUGAGCAGAAUCCAGAAUGGACUCGAGAGGACAUUAUGACAUAUACCGAACCGAAACUUGGAUAUUCCAAAGAAAGCCCUGGAUUCUUGCGCUUCGUCAACGUGUUGAUGGGAAUGAAUGCCAGUGAAAGGAAAGCAUUUUUGCAGUUCACUACUGGCUGCAGCAGUUUGCCACCAGGUGGGCUGGCCAAUCUGCAUCCACGAUUGACAGUGGUACGAAAGGUGGACGCCGGCGAGGGAUCCUACCCUUCGGUCAACACCUGCGUUCACUAUCUCAAACUACCGGAUUACCCGAACGAGGAAAUUCUGCGGGAGCGGCUGCUCACGGCCACUAAAGAGAAGGGAUUCCAUCUUAAUUAGAAUGGUUGCAGUUUGACAGUAACAAAUAAAUCCACACAAUUUGAGUUAAUGAUAUCCUACUUCACAAACCCCCUAAAUGGAUUAUGAUUAGUAAAAAAAAACAUAUUUUCUAGAUAAUGAGCUCAUCUAUAAAGUAAAAAUAAAAUAUGUUUCAAGCAAGGGAUACAAGAGAGUAAAAACGAUAAAUAUAUAUAAAUAAAUGACAGCUUUCCGAUUACUUAAAGUUAUCGAUCUGAUGUGGUUUUUUAUGUUGUAAAACACUAAAAUAUUGAGAUGCAAUUACUGAAGAAAAAAAAACUUACAAUAGAUAAGAUUAAUGCGAUAAAUAAAAAUUAAAUUGAAAACCAACACAUUUUAAGUUUGCUGUGAGUAAAAGAAAGUUAUAUACCCGCUCCAAUUAGAAUUAGUUGAGGACACAAUAGAUUCAUCAGUUAUAAUUCAAAAUUGUUUAUUGUACAAAGAUAAUUAAAAUAUGAAGGCCCAACAAAUACGCUAAAUUUUCAAGCUUGUGAACAAGUCAUACAACUACCACACGAGCAUUGCGUGAUUAAAAUCAUAAAUUUCACCUUAUUUUCAGCACGUUAGCAGCCUAACAAAAUUUGUAAAUCAAUAUAUUUUUAGGACAAAUUUUGAACUAACAUGAUCGAUCAAAAAUAGAGAAAAUGGAUUCAAAUAUUAUUCGAUACUGGAAGUUUAAAAAACGUUGAACUUCUUAAACACACAACAGCUUAAGAAUCGAAAACUAAAUAAACGUAUAUAAAUAAAAGAGGGUAUGUUUACACUGUAUCAAGAUCAAAUCAAAAUUAACUAUGGCAACAAAUAUACAGCGGCUGAAAACAGGUUCUGAUAUUUAUCGAGAAAAAAAAACAAUUAAAAGUGCAGUCAUAUGAAAAUCACAUCAAUAACGAAUUUUAAAUUCACAAAUUAAACAGCAUGUUGACACAAAA